Messenger RNA from Camelina sativa (false flax), 874 nucleotides. Its product is annotated as kunitz trypsin inhibitor 2. NCBI's taxonomy places the organism in Eukaryota, Viridiplantae, Streptophyta, Magnoliopsida, Brassicales, Brassicaceae. Gene Ontology annotation, molecular function: endopeptidase inhibitor activity. The record is from RefSeq and is a predicted model, not a curated record.
AUAUGUUAGCUCUCCACAACUCAACUCACUCAAAUCCUAGAAACACACAAAACAAUCACGAUGAAGAAAACUUCAGUAGUCUCUCUUCUCAUCACUCUCAUGUUCGCAGCAUCAGUCGUCUGCAUCCAAGGACAACGACAGGAAGAGGUGAAGGACAGAGACGGAAAUCCAGUUAAACUCGGUGAACAAUACUUCAUCCAGCCUGUGAAGACGAAAAGUAACAACGGAGGUGGUCUUGUCCCAGCGGCCACUAAUAUACUUCCCUUUUGUCCACUUGGCAUCACCCAAACACUCCUUCCGUACCAACCGGGACUACCGGCUAGCUUCAAAUUACCAUACGCUCUCAUGGAGACCAUCGUUAAGACAUCUGUACCUGUAACUAUCGAGUUCAAGUCAGACAUCUGGCCGGUCUGCAACGAAUUUUCCAAGUUCUGGGAAGUCGAUGUUUCCUCAUCGGCUCCCAAAGAGCCUAAGAUUCUCAUCGGUGGUAAACCACAAGAGAAAAAUAGUUGGUUUAAGAUCGAGAACGCCGGAGAAGGAGCAGGAGCAAACAUUUAUAAGUUGACCACCUUAACCGGGACCGUUGGAGCCACCCCAGGGGUUUGGUUAAGCGCACCACAACUAAUUCUCACCAAUAAUGAUGCUAAGACCUUACUCGUCAAAUUCAAAAAGGUUGAUGAUGCUAAUACGGCUACUACUUCUACUUCUCGGGUCGACAAGUUAGGUCUACGGAUGUUCCCUUUCUACUAAAAAUCAUGUUAUGUUUUUUUUUUGGUUAAUAAAAAUCAUGUACGUUAUGUUAAAGCCUGAGACUCGUCCAUGGCCAAAAUAAUGGGUUGAGAAAAAUAAAUUAUGAAGUUAAUUAAUACCCGCA